AUGGGCUCGGAUAAUGUCCACGAUAUCCCCGUGGACACAGUCCCCGCGGGCGAGGACAGUAAAAAGAGUCCCGUCACUGCAGUGGCAUCAGGCUCGUCCACAUCAUCCCUCGAAUUCGCCGCGGUGCAGCGUGUCAAAGGGGGCGGUGCAUUCGACACCUCAGAGGAUCCUCGGUACUAUAAGCCUAUCCCCGAGUAUGAAGGCAUACACCGUUGGGAUCCCUACUUUGAGUGGACGGAAGAGGAAGAGAAGGCCUUGAUCAAAAAGAUUGAUUGGCGAAUCUGCACAUUUGCAUGCGUGACAUUCUUUGCACUCCAACUCGACAGAGGCAAUGUUGUCCAGGCUAAUUCCGACACCAUGCUUGCGGAUCUGGGGAUGAAUACCAAUGACUACAACAACGGGCAGACAAUCUUCCUUCUCACAUUCUUAUUCGCCGAGCUGCCUUCGCAGUUAUUAUCCAAGAAGGUCGGACCAGAUCGCUGGAUUCCUUUCCAGAUGGUUUCAUGGAGCUUGGUUGCUGCAUGCCAAGCCUUCUUGAAGAAUAAGACCGGCUAUUUCAUCUGUCGGGCGCUUCUGGGACUUCUAGAAGGUGGAUUUAUUGCCGACACCAUCCUCUUCCUUUCCUUUUUCUACAAAUCUAAAGAGCUACCGGUCAGACUCAGUUAUUUCUGGGUUUCUUAUGAAGCUACUGCGAUUGUUAGCGCUUUCCUGGCGGUUGGCUUCCUCCAUAUCCACGAUGCUGAUGGUAAGGGUGGCUGGCGGUACCUCUUCGCAUUCGAAGGUCUAAUCACUGGGAUCAUCGGAAUCAUCGCUAUCUUCUGGAUGCCUGCAUCACCGACACAAACAAAGGGUGGCCUCCGGGGUAAAGACGGCUGGUUCAACGAACGCGAAGAGAAGAUUCUUGUCAACCGCGUGCUGCGUGACGACCCUAGUAAGGGAAGUAUGCACAAUCGGCAGGCUGUAUCGCUCAAGAUGCUAUGGACUGCUCUAUGUGACUAUGAUAUGUGGCCGAUUUAUUUGCUCGGUCUGACAUGGAUGAUUCCCAACACACCUGCAACAAACUACAUCACUCUCGAGCUCAAAUCCCUGGGCUUCGGUACCUUCCAGACGAAUCUUCUCACCAUUCCUGCCUAUGUUAUCUUCAUUAUCAACCUUCUGUUCUGGACUUGGGUCUCCGAGCGCUUCAAUCAGCGUUUGUUGCUUGGCCUCGUCAUGGAAUUCUGGUGCUUGAUUUUACUCAUUGCACUAGUUGCUCUUCCGGACGGGGCCAGCGCAUGGGGACGAUGGGCCAUUCUCAUUCUAUUGAUUGGCGCACCUUAUAUUCAUGCUAUCGUCGUGGCCAUGACAUCCAGAAAUGCAGGCUCAGUUCGGACGCGAACAGUCGCUAGCGCUGUGUACAACAUGAUGGUGCAAGCGUCCAAUAUUAUUGCCAGUCAAAUCUAUCAAGCGAAGGACAAGCCAUACUAUCAUACUGGCAACAAAGUACUGAUUGCCAUGGCCGUAUGGAGUAUACUAGUUUUCAUUGGGGCCAAGCUCUACUACAUUUGGCGUAACAAACAGAGAGCCGCUAUAUGGGACGCUAUGUCCAGUGCCGAGAGAGAGGCAUACCUGGCCGAUGUCGCUGACAAGGAUCUUGGUAACAAACGCCUCGACUUCCGGUUCACUCAUUGA
Molecule: messenger RNA, 1671 nt
Organism: Aspergillus brunneoviolaceus CBS 621.78
Lineage: Eukaryota; Fungi; Ascomycota; Eurotiomycetes; Eurotiales; Aspergillaceae
Product: putative transporter
Exons: 6
Coding region: 1-1671 (556 amino acids)
Biological process (GO): transmembrane transport
Cellular component (GO): membrane
Molecular function (GO): sulfate transmembrane transporter activity
Source: RefSeq, a predicted model, not a curated record